AAUGCAUGGCGCCCUAUACAAGAAGAACAAGGAAAUUCCUUUCAAGUCACAAAGCCAAGAGCCGUGCCUUCAUGUUGCAAGGCAACAUGAAGAGACACACCCCUGUCGUCCUUCAGGUCUUUUGACUUGCUGUAUAUUAGCGAUAGACAGAGAGAGAAGCCCAAGGGUGAGGGUGCAGGAAGCGGGGCAUAGCAUCGCCCCUCUGGCCCGCAGUACAGUUGGGCGCAAGACCAUGUGAAACACAGGAAUUAAAGGGAACAGAAGCUGAGAAGUCCAGCGUAACACAGGACAGACCGCGAGACUGGACUUAGGUGAAACCGUGUAAACAUGACCGAGCCACCCACCCCACUCCCCGGGGCCACAUUAAAUGGUGCGAUCAAGAGGAAUUUAGAAAUAAGUGGCCGGGGUCCUCCCAUAGACAGCGACACAGAAAGAGAAAAUGAAACUAAGAUUAGCCACAUGGAGCGAAGUGCAUCUUUGCACAUGCGUGAGACCCUGCGACCAGUACCACUGCCCAGGUCCAAAACCCACAUUGAACCUGUUUCCAAGGAACCUGGACGGUUCCAGAGAUGUCAGGACCAACAGAAAGCAACACAGGGAGUAAAGAUGCUUGAAGAAGAUGAGGAAAAAGAGCCCUGCAGCCCAUUGCUCCCGAGCCAGAGUUUGCCACAGCCACCGAGCCCCCAUUCCUCAGCCUCGGCCUUACCCCUGCCCCCUCCCCCUCCCCCUCCCCUUCCCCCUCCCAAUUCUGUGUCUGAGGAUGGACAGAUCCCACUCUACCUGGAAAUACUGCCGGAGGAGACAAGACCCACUGAGGUUAGCAACUUGGAGCGAAGUACGUCUUUGCUCUUGCUCAAACCCAAGCAACUAACUCCAGUGCACAGAUCCAAGUCCGACUCUGAACCUGUUUUCCGGAAACUUGCGUCGUUCUUUACUAGUCGAGACCAACAGAAAGCAAACCGGGGAGCCAAGAAACCUUUGGAUAAUUGCACUCGGAGCUCACGCCCCGAACGGCCACCACCUCCCAACUUCAGCAAGAGCUGUGGAGGUCAUAAAGCGCUCCUCCCAGUACAGAUGUCCACCGGGGCGGCCUUGAAUGGUAGGGACACGCAGGAUGGAGGCAGUGAAAGCAGGCUGAAGAUGCUCGAAGAAGAUGAGGAAAAAGAGCCCUGCAGCCCAUCGCUCCCGAGCCAGAGUUUGCCACAGCCGCCGAGCCCCCAUUCCUCAGCCUCGGCCUUACCCCUGCCCCCUCCCCCUCCCCCUCCCUCUCCCCCUCCCCUUCCCCCUCCCAAUUCUGUGUCUGAGGAUGGACAGAUCCCACUCUACCUGGAAAUUCUGCCGGAGGAGACAAGACCCCCUGAGGUUAGCCACCUAGAGCGAAGUACAUCUUUGCUCACGCGCAGACCUGAGCCACCAACACCAGUGCACAGAUCCAAGUCCCACUCCGAACUCCUUUUCCGGAAACUAGCGUUGCUCCAGAUCAGUCAGGACCAACAGAAGGCAGACCAGGGAGCAAAGAAACCUUUGGAUACUUGCCAUCGGAGCUCACGCCCUGAACGGCCACCACCUCCUAACUUCAGCAAGAGCCGUGGAGGUCAUAAAGCGCUCCUCCCAGUACAGAUGUCCACCUGGGGACCCUCCAAUAGCUGUGACACCCAGUACAAGGACAGUAAAACCCCUCCAGCUGGCUUUGACACUGAGUACGAGGACAGCAAAACCCCUCCAGCUGGCUUUGACACUGAGUGUGAGGACAGAAUAGACCCUCCAGGUUCCAGUGACACUCAAUACGAUGAUAAAACUUAUCCAGUUGUAUGUGACACUCAGUACAAGGACAGCAAAACCCCUCCAGUUGCCAGUGACACUCAGUAUGGGUACAGUGAAACCUCUCUAGGUUCCUGUGACACUCUGUACACGGACAUAAUAACCCCUCCAGGAGCCAGCGACACUGGGUACGAGGACAGAAAAACCCCUCCAGGGGCCAGCGACACUGGGUACGAGGACAGAAAAACCCCUCCAUUUGCCAGUGACGCUCAGUACAAGGACAUUGAAACCUCUCCAGGUGCCUGUGACACUCAGUACAAGGGCAGCCUGAAGGCAAUCAGGAGCAAGGCGGUCCAUGAUUUUUUCUCCAAAAGACCACUGCCACCAAUCCCCCAAUCAAAGUCACAGUCAGAGCCAUUGUACGAGGAACUGGGCUGGUGCUCAUGCGUUAAAAACGAGGAUUCGGAGGAACGCAAGCCUGAGGACAUCGAGGUACUGAUGGCCUGGUGGCGCACCAUAGAAGAGUGGGAUAACAUGCCACUGGAUUAUGAACUCAAGGAAGAGGAGGAAAUCAGGGUAUUCACUCUCACAGCCUACAGGAUCAAGAUGGGACUUCGUCUCUUCAACUGCCUUUUGUCCAAGAACAGUGAGAGUCUGCAGAACCGCAUAACUGAGCUGUACACAACUGCGGACAACUUGGACAAAGCGCGCAAGAGGGCCAAAAUUGCCACCAUGACUGGGGGCACAACGGGGACAGUAGGAGGGGUAGCGGUCGUAGCAGGCCUAGUCCUCGCCCCCCUGACCUUGGGCGCCUCUCUGGUGGUGUCGGCAGUAGGGGUGGGUGUGGCGACGGCUGGUGGGUUGACGGGAGCCUCAGCAGCCCUCACCAACAAAGUCAACAGCAACCUGGACAGGAAGAGGGUGGAGAAGAUUGUGCUGGACUACUGGGACGAGGUUUCGGACAUUGAGAGGUGCCUCCAUUUUGUGUGCCUGGGGAUGGGAUGGCUGGGACAGCAGGACGCCUCCAGGCUGAGGGUCGCUGACGAGGAGACAGUGGCCGUGGCAAGGCUGGCGGAGGUUGCUAGGGGCAACAGCAGCUCCAUCCAAACCGCCUGUCAGUCCUUAGAAAUCCUGCAGAAGUUCUCCCUGGACAUGGACGACUUCUUCACCAAUGGGGAGAGCCAGAAGGUGAAGAAGGGCACAGAGACCAAAUUCGCCGACAAGAUCCGCAGUCUUGCCCAACAACUGCAGGAUGGGCUGGACAGUUUGAUGACAAUCCGGGAGAACCUCACCUUGGCAGCCAGCACAAUUGGAGUGUAUGAGGAGCCCAGAUACUGCUGAGUGUGACCCUGUGCAAUUUCAAUAAUAAAUUGUAAAAUCACUUUUUUUUCCCCACAACCAAAACAAAUUCAAUUAGUGUACUAUUUCUGUGACUAGAUAGAUAUUCAACCACUGAUAUUGAAAGAACAAGAGUGUAUUUGAAUGGUUAUGCUUCCUCACAACCUAUUUCAACAUAAUUUCUCAGUAGCACUUACCACUGAAUAAAGCAACCUAAUAGAGGUAUAUAAAAUAUUGCCUCACCAUUGCUCAAAGGUGGUGUGGUUUUAUUAUUUCUUUCCAAAAACCACCAGAGGACAGUCUUGUGCAAAGCAUGGCUUGUUUUACACAGAGUGUAAGUACAUGUCUAUAGUUUUACACCUUCCUGGUUAUGCUCCUGUACAAAGAUACAUACUAAACAGUUUUGUAUUGAAGACAUUAUACAACACCGUUCUCCCUCACCAGUUUUGGUAACAUUCUGUGUCUUUUAAAUUGGUUACUCAGCAAAUCUCGUCAUUAAAACGGCUUUCUGUAUAUAUGUAGUGUAGGCACAUGUAUAGGAUCAACUUUCCUCAUCCUUUUCUUUUCAAUACAGCUGUAGAUAUUUUUUAUUGUAGCCUACGUGUUUUUAUGUUGUCUGUUCAGAAUGGAAAAAAAAAAUUCAUGUAGGCUACUCGUUACAUAUGUUGUUCUUUAUUCCUUUCUGACGAUAAGAAUAAAAAUGUUAUUUUUAAAAAUAAAA
This is a messenger RNA of Anguilla rostrata (American eel), 3820 nucleotides long. Its product is annotated as proline-rich protein 36-like. Gene Ontology annotation, cellular component: membrane; extracellular region. The record is from RefSeq and is a predicted model, not a curated record. Lineage: Eukaryota; Metazoa; Chordata; Actinopteri; Anguilliformes; Anguillidae. Gene Ontology annotation, biological process: lipid transport; lipoprotein metabolic process. Bases 328 to 3102 code for a protein of 924 amino acids. The transcript is spliced from 13 exons. Gene Ontology annotation, molecular function: lipid binding.